AUGUCAGAAGCACCUGGCGCCCUCCAAUCUGCCAACGAUUCCAUCGAUCCAUUUUCGCGAGACUAUGCCCACGCGCUCGAUGCCACGGACCCGCUGGCUCAUUUUCGAUCAGAAUUUCACAUUCCGACUCGGGCAGAUCUGAAGAGGCCGACCCUGGUCAAGUCGCCUGAAGAAGAGCCCUCUCAGCCUUGCACAUACCUGUGCGGCAACUCCCUUGGUCUUCAGCCCGUCAGGACGGCAAACCUGGUCAACUCCUUCCUCACACAAUGGCGGACAAAAGGAGUGUUGGGGCAUUUCGUCGAACAUUCUGACUCCUCUUUACAGCCAUUCUUGCACAUCGAUGACCAUGCCGCGAAACUCAUGGCUCCGAUUGUGGGAGCGGUCGAGUCGGAAGUCGCCGUCAUGGGUUCCUUGACGGCAAACUUGCAUCUCCUAAUGUCGAGUUUCUACCGUCCCAGCAAAAAGGGCCAAGGGAAAUGGAAGAUUCUCCUCGAGGGCAAGGCCUUUCCCAGUGAUCAUUAUGCAGUCGAAUCGCAAAUCAUCCACCAUGAUCUGGAUCCUGGAGAAGCAAUGGUUUUGUUGGAACCCAUCGAUGCCAAAUUUCCCAUCUUGUCUACCGAACAAAUCCUUCAAACCAUCGACACCCACGCCUCAGAGCUCGCCUUAAUCCUCCUACCAGGCAUCCAAUUCUACACUGGUCAAUAUUUCGACAUCCCUCGCAUCACAGCCCAUGCUCACUCGCACGGCAUAUUGAUUGGCUGGGACCUGGCUCAUGCCGCUGGCAAUGUUGACCUCAAGCUGCAUGAUUGGAAUGUCGAUUUCGCAGCUUGGUGCAGCUAUAAAUAUCUCAACUCUGGUCCGGGAGCAAUGGCCGGUAUCUUUAUCAAUGAGAAGUUCGGGAAAGUUGAUAUGGAAAGCCCAACACACAAGUUCUGGCCCCGCUUGACUGGCUGGUGGGGAGAUGAUAAAUCCAGCAGAUUCCAAAUGACGAACAAAUUUGUCCCUCGACCCGGUGCCGCGGGUUACCAGCUGUCGAAUCCGAGCGGGCUCGAUCUUGCCGCAGUCAUUGCCUCAUUGCAAAUAUUCAACGAAACGUCGAUGAGGGAGCUACGGGAGAAAUCUCUGCGCUUAACCAACUACUUGGAGCAGCUCUUGGACGCCAUCAAGUUGAGAAACCCGCGGAAAUUCGACAUCAUCACUGCUAGAAAUCCGCAAGAACGAGGCGCCCAGCUGAGCAUUCGGUUGGCACCUGGUUUGCUUGAUGCUGUCCUGGAGCAUCUAGAAUGUGAAGGCGUCAUUGUCGAUGAGAGGAAACCAGAUGUCAUCAGAGUUGCUCCGGCACCCUUGUACAACUCCUUCGCUGAUGUCUUCCACUUCUACCAGGUUCUGGAAGGAGCUUUGGGCGAGGAGGCACCGUCCACCGAGAGGCCACGCCAAGCGUCAGAAGGGUAG
Messenger RNA from Cladophialophora psammophila CBS 110553, 1452 nucleotides. Its product is annotated as kynureninase 1. The record is from RefSeq and is a predicted model, not a curated record. The transcript is spliced from 3 exons. Gene Ontology annotation, cellular component: cytoplasm. Bases 1 to 1452 code for a protein of 483 amino acids. Gene Ontology annotation, molecular function: pyridoxal phosphate binding; kynureninase activity. Gene Ontology annotation, biological process: NAD+ biosynthetic process. NCBI's taxonomy places the organism in Eukaryota, Fungi, Ascomycota, Eurotiomycetes, Chaetothyriales, Herpotrichiellaceae.